UGAAAAAGAAAAUUGCUGUCAAAAUAUCAACCGGAGUCCGGAACGAAUAUUCAGUGUCUAUACAUAAUACGUGGCGUUGACGAAAUUAACGUUUCAAGCGUUUAAAAUGAAAAAUUUGUACUUUGUCGGCACAUUUUUGGUGUUGAUGAGACAGCUACACUUCAGUUAUGCAUACUUUAUAACCGUAGAUGCCCAUUCAGAAGAGUGCUUCUUCGACAGAGCCGAAUCAGGAACUAAAUUGGGUUUAAUGUUUGAAACCGUCGAGGGUGGUUUCCUUGACAUUGAGGUUCGUAUCACCGGACCAGACCAAAAAGUGAUCUAUCAGGGCGAGAAGGAAUCUUCGGGAAAAUACACAUUCUCAGCAUACGAAACCGGUAUUUACCAUUACUGCUUUAGUAACAAAAUGUCAACGUUAACUCCAAAGGUCGUUAUGUUCUCAAUGGAAAUCGGAGAAGCACCUAAAGGAACAAUCGGAGCAGUAAACGAAGGAGAAGUAGGUCAUACUAAACUGGAGGACAUGAUCAAAGAGUUAUCUGGUACGCUCACCAGUAUUAAGCACGAACAGGAUUAUAUGCACGUAAGAGAUCGAAUUCAUCGCACAAUCAACGAAAGCACAAACUCGCGGGUUGUGAUGUGGUCUGUGUUUGAAGCGCUCGUACUAGUGGUGAUGACGGUUGGUCAGGUAUACUACCUAAAACGUUUCUUCGAAGUUAAGCGAGUAGUGUAAACAAAAUGCAUGAUAGUCAAUGCAAUUUUGGGCAGAAUCUAUGAUCUAGUUUUAUUUUAGUUUCCUUGUGCUUAAAAAAUAAAACAGUUUGCUUUUCAUUCAAGAUAUA
Topomyia yanbarensis is the source of this 836-nucleotide messenger RNA. It is a transcript of the gene CHOp24, whose product is annotated as transmembrane emp24 domain-containing protein 2. Gene Ontology annotation, biological process: endoplasmic reticulum to Golgi vesicle-mediated transport; intracellular protein transport; Golgi organization. Gene Ontology annotation, cellular component: endoplasmic reticulum; endoplasmic reticulum-Golgi intermediate compartment; Golgi apparatus. The record is from RefSeq and is a predicted model, not a curated record. The coding region runs from base 107 to 727 and encodes 206 amino acids. NCBI's taxonomy places the organism in Eukaryota, Metazoa, Arthropoda, Insecta, Diptera, Culicidae. The transcript has 4 exons.